Molecule: messenger RNA, 5557 nt
Organism: Symphalangus syndactylus (siamang)
Lineage: Eukaryota; Metazoa; Chordata; Mammalia; Primates; Hylobatidae
Product: basic proline-rich protein-like
Source: RefSeq, a predicted model, not a curated record
CGAGCUCCCAGGCUCAGGCGAUCCUCCCGCCUCAGUCCACGGAGUAGAUGAGACCACAGGAGCCCGCCACCACGCCCGACUACUUUUUGUAAUUUUUGUAGGGAUGGGGUCUAGCCACGCUGCCCAAGCUGGUCCCAACUGCUGGGCUCAAGAGCUCCGCCAGCCUCCGCCUCCCAAAGCGAAGGGACCGCAGGCGGGAGCUACCGCGCCCCGCCCAGAGUUUCCGACUGUUAGCGUGACUCAUAUUCACGUCAAAACUUCUUUUUAUACAAGAACUAAAAGGCAAACUAAAUCCCUGCUCCAUCACUGCCUGUCCCGGGUGGCGGCGCGGGACAUUUUCUCCAAGCGCCUACCCGGCCCCGCGCGCAGGUGGCCUGCGCCGGAGGAUCCCGGACAACGCACAUUUCCUCCGCCCCCGGAAGUGGCGGUAACGCCAGGCUCUGCCCCCGACAGAGGCGGAAGCGGAGUCGCCCUGAGAGGUCUCCCGUUGCCGCAGGCGCCUCAUCCCAGCAGCGCGCCUUGGCUCUUGGCCGCCUACUCCUACGGCCCUGGCCCCGGGCGGGGCGCUGCCCGACCAGAGCUUCCUGUGGAACGUCUUCCAGAAGGUUGAUAAAGACAGCAGUGGAGUGAUACCAGACGCCGAGCUUCAGCAAGCUGUCUCCAACCGUGUGUGGGCCAGUGGGACCUGGGCCUCCAGACCAAGAAGCCGCGAGCAUGCCCUGCUAACAGUGGAUAACUUUCUUCAUCUGAAGUUGAUUUUCCAAGGACAAAGGAAUCAUUAGGACAAAUUAUUAUUACUGCUUCAUGGUGGAGAUGCUUCUGGUUUAUUUUGUGGCUACUGCUGUUACUGCUUGGAGUGCCUCACCGAGCCAGCUAACAACUGCGUGCGUGAGCACAGGGAAAGGCUUCUUGAGAAAUGAAAACUAGGUUGUAGGUUUAGAAGGGGAAUAGGAAGGUUAGCUCUGUACAGCCGAAAGCCUUUUGGUAAGUUGGAGGUCCUUGAAUUUCCUCGGUGACUGCAGCUUGGUGACUUCUCUGAAUAGACCUUCGAGGGCACUGGGGGGUGAUUGUUGGAAGGCUUGGGAAGCUCAGGCAUCACUUGUGUGGGAACGUGGCUGUUACAGGAACUGCAGAAACUGGGACUGGUUUCCUCCGGAAAGGAUUGGGGGUGUUGGAGGCGCUGGCAGGGGAGUUUCGGGGAGGUGUUCUUAUCAGUGUGCGAAUACUGGGCGUUCUGGCAGCGGGAAAUCUGGGUCCUUGGGUGUUGUGAGCUCCCUGGAGUUAUGUUCUUGCCAGUUUCAGCUCGAUUGAUCCCUCUCCCCUGAGCUAUCAUUGGAUACAUUUUACUUCAUUGAACACCUGACUGCUGCUUUUUCUGUAAUCCCUCAGGGGCAGUCAUCUUUUCUGAUUCUGUGUAUCGUUUGCGUUUCCAGAUCCGUGCCAUUUAAGCUAGAAAAGGAGUCAGUUUUGAGAUGAUGUGAAAAUGUUGAAAGGCUCCUCGUUAUUAAUGGGAAGUAUCUGAUGUUGCCAGAGACUGAACUGGGGCGCGGGGAGCACUACGGCUGCUAGACACUGCCUCACUGCGCUGUGGGUGGGGGGGUGCUGGAUUCAGCCUUACUGCCUAAUGAUUUGUGAGGAUUUGUGUUUUCAGAGUAACAUGUUUACCUUAUAUUAUGACAUCAGUUCCUAAUAUGUGACGUGUGGGCCACAGAUGCUGGUGUAUUAUUUCACAUGCAUUUAUAUAGAUUGUUUUCAGGGAAUUCAGAAAUUCUGUUAUCUCUACGCUAGUGAUUGUGCUUUCUUGAUUUUUCUCUUUUCAUUAUUCUUAAAUCCUCCUUUUUUUAUUUGCAUCUCUGUUCAUUUAUACUCGGGAAGUGCAAGACAUGGCUACUAGAAAGAGAUGUCAAGAGAACCCGGAAUCCAGUAGGCUACAAUUUGGCAAAUCUUAGCUUAAAACUUCCUAAAUGUUGACCACAGUGGAUGCAAAUGGCUCUGUGCAUCAUCUGUUAAAUAUGGUCAGAUGACCACCCAGGUUCAAGUGGUUUGUCACCAGGGUGAUACGAGCCACACGGAGUGCCCUCCUCAGAGGCCAUGUCUCAGAGACGUUUAUUUUGAGUGGUUUUCCAGUGAGUGAUGCAAGAUUUAUGAUCCAUUUUAACAGCCUGCUUUUUAUGCAUUUGCUCAAAUUUUUAGAUUUUAGGUUUAGUUUUAGGUUUUCUGUUAAACUUGCUCAACUAGGAGUGGUGGUCAAAUACUGGACCUCAUUAGCAUGAUAGCCUGCCCACCUUGGCAGCCUCCACUGGAGUGCUUUGGGGCCUGCCUGGAUUUCAGUCCUGGCUUUACCAGGUUUGUGUCCUUGCCGUUACUGGGAGGGAGUAUUGAGGAAAUGCAUGGGAGGUGCUUCCCGUGAUUCCUGGCACAGAGCAAGUGCUCAGUAAUUGUCAGCUGUGAGUAUUAGUAGUAGCUAAUACACUACCAUUAUUCUUGGCUAACAAGCCAGCUCAAAGCUUUGAUGAUUUCCAUUACCUGAUGAUGGUGAUGAUGGUUUCUACGUACUGAACACUCACACUGCUGGGCUAGGCGCUUAACCCAAAUCAAAGGUCAGCAUUAUUGUUUGGGGGUGGGGGAGACACCUCCUGCUCUGACUUGUGUGUUUGGGUUCCCGUAUUUUCACCAGAGGGUGUUAGUCCUGCCCCAGUUCAGCUGGUCCUCAAAGCAUAUAUAGCUCUUUAGCCAUCAGCAAGUGUCAGUCAGAACAUAAUCUUGAUUUCAGCUGCUACUAAAUAUCUACCAGGAGCCUGCUUGAGAGAGAGAAUUGCCUGACAGGUGCUGAGUCCACCAUUCCUGAAAUACUUUGAAAUCAGUGUCUGGCUUAACCCAAGCUGUGUAUCGGGACCCUGUCACCGUGGUCCCAAUGGAGUCACUUUUCUUAGGCGCCCCCCUUUACCUUGGGCUCUGAGCUUUCUCUGCCUUUCAUCUCUGCAGGAUGAAGCCCCACCCGCCCUUCAGGAUGCAAAGCCCUCCUCUAUAAAAUGCGUGCGGGGCCAGGUGCAGUGGCUCACAUCUGACCUCCCAACACUUUGGGAGGCUGAGGCAGGGGGAUCGCUUGAGCCCAGAAGUUUGAGACCAGCCUGGGCAACAUUGUGAGACCCUGUUUCUUGAAUUGCCCUGGGAGAUUUCCUCAGCUUGUGCUGGAGGCAUGUGGCCCCAUGAAACCCGUAGUCACCGUUCACCCUGAGAGACGCUGGCUUUGGGGUUCACGUGCCUGCUGCGGGGCAGCCCCAGGAGAUGGCCACCCUGUUUCUCCUGGAGCUGGAGCUGCGCGUGUUCUCAGCAACUGUGGUGGCUGUUCUGUUUUGUUUGCAUCUUAUAAACCGUUUACCCGAUUACAUUUUCCUCUUCAAUUUAGCUGCUAGAAAAUUUAAAGUCAGAUUGGUGGCUUGCCAGUAAUGAGAGUUUAGAGUAGAGGUAAACUUUAUGACAUAGUCUUAGACUCUUCACUUUCUCCUCAGCCAACAUGAUUCACAUUUACUUUAUUUUGCUGUACUGUGAGUGUCUUUGUGUUUCCUGAAUUCCUUCUAGAAUAAGGCAGGUUGUUAGUAAGCACAGGUUUCUGGUCCAUCUCAUAGCCUCAGGCAGUGGGCGGUGCUGUCCGUGCUCCCUUUCUGGGUUACCUGUGGUAGCUCUCAAGUUGCAGGGCUGCGAUUUGAAGCCUGAUUUAGUACACUGUGUUUCUGUCGUGUUCUGUGGUGGUUUGCUCCUCACGUGAGCAUUCACCCUGUGGCCCUGUUUCUCCACCACACCUCUGCCUGGUGGCAUCCUACUGGUUGUCUCAGCCAAGCCACUCUGUUCUGAAGAUGCCCUUGUCCUCCACCACUUUGCUUUGGGCUCUGAGCUUCUUCUGCCUUUCAUCUCUGUAGGAUGAAGCCCCACCUGCCCUUCAGGAUGCCAGCCUUGACAACAUUGUGAGACCCUGUUUCUACAAAAACUAAACAAGUGUAGUGGUGCACGCCUGUAGUCCCAGCUACUUGGGAGGCUGAGAUGGGAAGAUCACUUGAGCCUCGGAGGUUGAGGCUGCACUGAGCUGAGAUCAAGCCACUGCACUCCAGCCUGGGAGACAGAGCGAAAUCCCAUCUCAAAAAAACAAAGAAAGUGGAUGCGCGCUGCUCCUGCCAUUGGAUCAUCACAGCAUUUUUCUUUUCUCUGAUGUGCGCCUUUUUCCUCACCGUGGGGGCUCAUGCUUUCGUGGUUCCCUCUCGCUACUAGAUUGUGAGCUGCAUGAAGGAAGGUUCAUAGUCGUGUUGUAUGUACAGGCACACAAACUUUGUUCUUGGAUAGACGCAUAUCAAUCUGCUUCCUUCUUCUCUCUGAAUUUCUUUAUUUAAAAAAAGAAAAAAUUAGACAUGGAGUCUCACUGUCUUUCCCAGGCUGGUCUCAAACUCCUAGGCUCAAGCGAUCCUCAUGCCUCUGCUAAUAUGAAUCAUUAGCCUAUACUAAUAUGAAUUCCUAUACUAAUAUGAUUGAAAUUAGUUUGACUUCUAUAAUUGUUCUCCCAGAUUGGGCUUCUGUUUUGAUAGUAGAACUAAAUUAUUAGGCUAUUUCAAGAAAUUAAUAUAUUACUGGUAGAAAAACCGAAGCUACAAAAUGGCCUGGUUUCUCACUUCAGUUAAAUUUGUGCUUCUGAGUGCUUGUAUUCUAGGUGAAACCGCACUGAGAAGGUAUUUGUGGCCCGUAUGCUGAUUCAUUGAUUAGACUUCUUUGCACAGGAGAGCUGCUAAAAAUUACUGCAGUGAACAGGUAUGAAGAAGAAGGCUGUUCUCUGCCCUUCUUUUUGCAAUAAAAUGUUACAAACUAUCUUGAGUUUGAUCCCUUUUCGGGUGUUUGGGUUUUUUUUUAACAUUCACAUGUUUCUUGGAAUUAUAAGAAAUUAACUUUGUGCUUCUGAAGUGGGUUUGCCUUAAUAUAACACUGAUGUAUUUGAAAGGGGCAUUUUUAAAGCUGUACUUUAAAAAAUAAUAAUUCUUAAAUUCGUUUCCAGGUUUUUUGUUUGUUUGUUUGUUUGUUUUUGAGAUGGAGGCUCUCUCUGUCACCCAGGCUGGAAUGCAAUGGCAUUGAUCUUGGCUCAGUGCAACCUCUGCAUCUGGAGUUCAAGCGAUUCUCCUGCCUCAGCCUCCUGAGUAGCUGGGACUACAGGCACCUGCCACCACGCCCAGCUAAUUUUUGUAUUUUUAGUAGAGACGGGGUUUCACCAUGUUAGCCAGGAUGGUCUCGAUCUCCUGACCUUGUGAUCUGCCCAUGUCAGCCUCCCAAAGUGCUGGGAUUACAGGCGUGAGCCAGGGGGCCAACAUGGUGAAACCCUAUCUCUACUAAAAAUACAAAAUUAGCUGGGAAUGGUGGUGUGCGCCUGUAAUCCCAGCUACUUGGGAGGCUGAAGCAUGAGAAUCACUUGAACCCAGGAGGCAGAGGUUGCAGUGAGCUGAGGUAGCGCCACUGCACUCCAGCCUGGGGGACAGUUAGACUCCAUCUCAAAAAAAAAAAAAAAAAAAGAAUAGAAUAA